GUUGCAUUUCCGUCACUGAGCACAUCUUGAUUGUCGUCGAGCAUGGGGUCAUGGUCGUCUGCAGUAACGGCGAGCAUGCGUGUAGCGUCUAAUGCGCGUAGAAUUACACGACCCCGAAGUGCACGACACCACAGUGUACUAGCUCAGCCUCGUCCCGUUCCCUCACAAACGUCAACGUUGGCAAAAACAGACCCAUAUGUUCUUCUCGCGCCGCACCUCGAACAGAUGCGUACUUCCCUGCUUACUCUCCUUGGCAGUUCCCAUCCUUCCCUUAAUGCCAUUGCUCAAUACUACUUUCUCCACCCCUCCAAACAACUCCGGCCCCUCCUCGUCCUCCUUUUCGCGCGUGCAACCAACGGACUAGGCGCUGAAUUCUCUCAAGUAAACUGGGCAGCAGACAAUGCAAGAGCACACCAACAAGAGCUCGACGCGCCAUUGACUCGGAAAGAUAUCCUAUGCGACUGGAACCCCAGCAUGCCAGAUCACACCGCAUCAUUCGAGAGCGCGUUCGAACUGCGCAUACCCCCCGCCCAACCACCACCAUAUACCCCACAACCCCCACCCCUCCAUCAAACUCAUUCCCAGGCACUCACUCACACUUUACUUCCUACGCAGUUGCGCCUAGCACAGAUCGUGGAGAUGAUACAUGUUGCUUCUUUACUCCAUGAUGACGUCCUUGACAAGUCCCCCCUUCGUCGUGGCGCACCUAGUGCACCGGCUGCAUUUGGCAAUAAGCUAGCGGUCCUUGGUGGCGAUUUUCUGCUGGGACGCGCCAGUGCUGCCCUGAGUCGGCUAGGGAGUCAUGAAGUGGUAGAGCUCAUCGCGAGUGUCAUCGCUAAUCUUGUAGAGGGUGAGAUUUUGCAGAUGAAAGGGAGUGGAACCGAAGCUGCUCCCCAUCCCUCGUCGUCUGCGACUAGUGCAAUUGACCUUAAGGACAUUCAUACUUCUCCUUCACCCUCGUCCUCCGAUAAAUGGUCGAUCUAUCUUAAAAAAACUUAUUUAAAAACGGCUUCUCUAAUGGCUAAAGGCGCACGGGCUGCUGUUGUGCUAGGAGGAUGUAGAGAAGGCGAGGUGUGGAAGGAAGUGGCCUAUGCAUAUGGGAGGAACUUGGGUAUUGCAUUUCAGCUCAUAGACGACACUCUCGACUUUUCCUCCUCCACAGCCCAGCUCGGCAAACCCGGCUUUGCAGACCUGCGCCUAGGACUCGCAACAGGACCCGCACUCUACGCAGCCGAGGAAUUCCCAGAGCUCGACGCCAUGAUCGAGCGGCGGUUCGGUAAGGAUGGCGAUGUUGAGAGGGCCCUGACGCUGAUCUCGUCUUCCAAUGGUGUAGAGCGCACGCGUGAGCUAGCGCGCGUACAUGCUGAGAAAGCACGGGAGGUGUUGACAUUAUUGCCUAGAAGCGAGGCGAGGGACGCUUUGGAGGCGUUGACGGAGGGUGUUGUGAAGAGGCGGUGGUGAGGCCUGUAGAAUUCCCAUAUGUUGUGCCACGACGGGACCGGGCGUCAUCCGUUUUUCAAUCGAUGAUUAAGAAUAACAACAUACGUGGGUCGUCGGGACGCAUCAUUAACAUGCCGCAGGCUCUCUGUCGACUUUGCGUGAUUGAGAGAUAUAAUUUUAUCGGACCUUAUCACGAUUGAAUGAAUCGUUAGGAACUUGAAUAUAGGCUCGUGACCA
Suillus discolor is the source of this 1677-nucleotide messenger RNA. Its product is annotated as terpenoid synthase. Gene Ontology annotation, biological process: isoprenoid biosynthetic process; ubiquinone biosynthetic process. The transcript has 3 exons. Bases 43 to 1461 code for a protein of 472 amino acids. Gene Ontology annotation, cellular component: transferase complex. Lineage: Eukaryota; Fungi; Basidiomycota; Agaricomycetes; Boletales; Suillaceae. Gene Ontology annotation, molecular function: prenyltransferase activity. The record is from RefSeq and is a predicted model, not a curated record.